CUGACGGAAAGCGAAUGAAAAGCAAAUGGCAAAUGAAUAUUUUUUUGGCAACAAAUGGCUGUAUUAAAUUACAAAUCCCUUGUUACGUUUUAUUUGACUUAAAAUAUAUUUUUCUAAUUGUUCCAUGUAGUCCCGCUUAAUUUAAAAUUGUUAUAGUAAUAAUUAUUUCAGAAAAUCAUGUGUAAUAUAAAUGUUUAAAUUAAAACGUAAAAGACGAAAACUAGUGUAAUAGAAAUGCUUCAUUUGGAAAAUUAUCAUUGACAAAAUGUGUUGUCAAAUAAAAAUAUUAUUCUAUUUCUGUUUAAUCUUCGGCGUAUCUUCAACACACAUUAAAGGAGAAUUCUCAACAGAAGAUUUUUUCAAGUUUUUGGUGAAAUUUGGUUUUCAGAAAACUGACAUCCAUUACCAAAAGGAAACAUAUGGCUACAUUUUUGGAAACAUAACAUCUAACAAACAAUUUAAAUAUCCGAUUACAUUCGCAGUUUUAGAUAGAAGACACUUUUUACAUUAUUACAACAGCCGUAAUAUAGAGAACAAAGAAAAGGCAUGUCAGGAAAUGUUUCAGAAAUUAAAUAAUUCUGCUUAUCAUCCUAAAUGCAAUGCAAAUGGUCAAGAUUUAUUUAGAAGAAUACCAUGCCCCAAAGACAAAUUAUGUGUUGAUGAAGAUACACCAUGGAAUGUGGUAAAAAAAAAUCAGUUUACUUAUGUUAUCCAAAACUCAGGUCAACCUAGAUUUUGGUAUGUGUCAAUGGUGGCAUGUUACUUAGAUGAGACUACAUGCACUUGGCAUCACUAUAGUGGAACACCAUCCAAAGACAACAAGACAUUGACGGACAUACCACAAAAUUUGCAGUAUGACUUUUGGCUGGUUAAUGGAAGUCCAAACUUAUCUUUCUACAACACAUUACUGUACCAAUUUUCAUUUGAUCGUCAAAAUACACUUGAGUUGUAUUUAGUCUUUUGGCUAUGUUACAUUAUUCUACUGCCAGUACAAAUAUAUGCUGUCAGAACUCAAAAACAUCCAGUCACAAAAUUGUUUACAUUCAGUCUUGUCCUGGAAUUCAUUGCACUUUGCUUCAAUGUCCUUCAUACAGUUAAAUUUGCAGCAGAUGGUGUCGGCUUUGCUGGAUUAGCAGUAGCCGGAGAUAUACUAGACAUUAUGAGUAGGACACUAUUCAUGUUACUUCUGCUACUGCUGGCAAAAGGCUGGGCAGUGACGAGACUGGAGCUGACUUAUAAACCUCUGGUAUUUGGAGUCUGGCUUGGUUAUGGAAUUGUGCACAUACUACUCUAUGUGUGGAACACUACUGAAGUGGACAUAAUAGAAGAGAUAGACGAAUACCAGACGUGGCCUGGCUGGCUGAUAUUGACACUGCGUGUGGCUAUUAUGACGUGGUUCGUAUUGGAACUACGGAACACUAUGAUGUAUGAGCACAACAUGCCAAAACUGAAUUUCCUCCUACAUUUUGGUGCUUCAAGUUUGGUAUGGUUCGUGUAUUUGCCAAUCAUUGCGCUUAUAGCGCUGCAGAUCAGCCCGCUGUGGAGAUUCAAAUUCCUUUUGGGUAUAACAUAUUCAGCGGAUUGUCUAGCAUUUUGUGUUAUGGCGCACUUGUUGUGGCCUACGCGCUCUGAGCAGUACUUAUUGCUGACACCGUCAGAUUACACAGCGGGGAUAGAAGAACUGGACGAGUUCAACGAAUCCCCUCAUGUGGUACAUAGUGAUACGGUAGCGUUGACGACCGCCGAAAGUGUCAAUGCGGAUGAAGAGGAAGUGAUAUUCACCCGAGCAGCGCACAAAAAUGGCACUGCCUUCUCAUAGCAAUGUGAAUAGAUCCAACUUUGAACGUGAUUAGGUAUUAUUACCUCGAGAGCUCACAGCCUAUGUUUUGGGGAGUUCUCUCGAAAUUCAAACGAAUGCCAAGAUAUUCCUUUCAGUUCUGAUCGCUUGAUCAAUUCAAUAACGAAUUUCAAGCGGAUUAUAGAUCUGUAUGUCGAAUUUAGUCAACGUACCUAAUAAAAAUGCAUAUGAAGUUUUAGUGCAAGAAAAUGCAUGUUACGUAUUUUCUAAGUCAACUUAGUGAAUUAUAUGUCAAAGUGAAUAUUUUAAUGUAAGUAAUUUGAAAGCACAAAAAGCCAAUGUACAAUUUUGAAAAUUUUCACGACAUAAUCAGAUAUGAUAUUGCUGGGUUACAUUGUGUAAGGUGCCAACCUUUAUUAUCAAUUAUAAAGAGACAAGCUAGAUAGCAUAAAAUAUAUAAGUACCUAAGGUAAUGUUAAAGUCGUAAAAUGUUAAAGAAUUUAUUAUGAACUAAGAUUCAUGGUAUGACUGGUCUCUGUUGUUAUGAUGACAUAAGAUUAUUAUGGUGGAGUGUGGUCCAGCAACAAUAUUUUACAAUGCUGAAGCUUACUUAUUAUAUUCAAGACUGAAAUAAAUGGGCAUUUCCUAUAAUUACUAUUACUAAUAAAAACAAUUGAAUACAUUUUUCAAAUUUUUAUUCCUAAGAAAAUUUGGAACAUACUUAUUGUCUUAAUAUUAACACCAGUAAGUGGGAUUUUAUGCUUAACGAUUAUUUUAUAUUUUUAUAUACUUUAAUUUAUGAGACAGUAGUUUGUUUUUUUUAAUAAAUAACUGAAAUAAUUUUAUAAAAUAAUUAAUAUUAGUUGUUUGUAUUAAAAUAUAUAGCCAAUAAGGCAGAUGUAUCUUUUAUUGUAUACUGGUAUUUGGAAUUAUAUGCAAUUUCAGAAUAAAUGUAGCUGUACACAUUCUUUGAUAAAGGUUGACAUAUUAUGUGAAAAACUAACUUCAGCUAAAGUAUAAUAUUCAUAAUCUUUAGGUAGAGAUUAUGUAUUCCUAUUAAUAUAAUGGUUUUGCUAUUACAUAUGUAUUAUGAAGUAGUAGUUAAUAUCUUUACUAUUAAAAUACCUAGAAAUAAAAAUCCUCUAUUCUUACUAGCAUUAACAGCUGUAUUCCUAGUUUUCUUACUGAUAGUUAACUUGGAAAAGUAUUUAUAUUAUUAUUAGUCACAUAAUUAGUAGUAAUUUUGGGAACUGCCUAAAGAAAUAGACCAUAGAUAUGGACUGAAAUAGACGUCAUAACUGCCUAUACUUUUUUUUAUUCCAAAUUAAGUACCUAAUAGACUCGAGCGUCAAAUAGUCGUUGAAAAACGUACUAGCGUUACAAAACGGUAUUUUCGCUGUUUAGUGCAAGAGGACGUUUGCUAUCAAUAAAUAUCUUUUAAAUAAGAAUGUACUCGUAGGUAGGUAACGUCAAGGUAAGUAGUAUAGUGCCACUCAGAUAAAUUACGUAUCUUUGAGUGUCACACCUAGUUCUUAUAUAGGAGGAUAAGGCAUUUACGGCGUCUAUAUCUUUCUGUAUCUGUGAAAUAGACACAAGUACAUUUGGUCAAUAAGUUGAUGAUGAUUAGUGUUAAAAUUCUGUUGUGUUUUUAUUACUAUAAUGUAUACAUAAUAAUUUGAAAGAUAAAAGAAACUCAGUAUUACAUAAAUUACUAAUAUAAUGUUAUAUAUUUUUUUUCUUUUCAUGAAAAAAAAUAUAACAAAGUAUAUUUAUUUUUAAAUUUUCAUUGCGUAAUGAUUUGUUGGUAGUCGUUUUUAUAAAUGUAACCACAUGUUUAUUUUUUCAAAAUAAUAUUUAUUUUGGAUAAUAGAUUUUUUUUUAAUUAACGUAUUUUUUUUUUUCUUAUACAUCUUUGUGUUAUUAUUUUCUGAUAACUUAUUAAAUGAAUACCUAUCAAUUAUAUAUAUAUAUAUAUAUAUAUAUAUAUAUAUAUAUAUAUUACAUGUCUAAAUAACAGAUUGUUCUUUUCUGCGAGUAGAAGGUUAUCACUUUAUUUAAUUAUUUAUACAGUUAUUAAGCAGACUUUUUAAUUAUUUAAAGGUUAAUAUGUUUAUAGCUUUUUUAGUCGUCAUAUACGUACUUAAUGUUUAAACAGAUGAUUACAAUUGGAAAUCGUCAAAAUAUAAUAUUAAAUAUAUUUUUAUUUUGAAUAAUUUUAAUAGUCAAAAGUACGAGAAAUAGAAAAAAAUUAUGCAUUAUUUUAAUUGUUAAUAUCUACAGUUGUGAAUUUUAUUUUGUAAUAUGCACUAUUGAAAUGAACAAUCUUAUGAAAGAAAUACUAUUAUACAUUUUGUAUACAAAUAGUUAUGCAGUUGUUAAGAUAGAUCAAUUUUUCAUAAUGUACAGUGAUUUAUAAGAUAAUGUAUCACAUGAGAUAGUACAAGUAGAUCUCAAUUGGAUUUUAUCAUUUGACAGUGUGGUUAAAUAGAAAGAGUCAACAUUAUAUUUUCCAGUUCCCCAGUGCUUAUUAAUAGAAUAAUAGAAUUUUAUUAUCACUAUAUGGUAGUGUAGUUGUCAAAACAUUAAAGCAUAAUUUUAAGUGGGUCCAGCCACAAGUGUAGUUGUUGUGCCAAGCGAAACUAACUGAUAUUCUUGCCAUAAAUAUUACUGAAAUUGAUUUAUUUUUCAUAAAUUUACCUAUUCAUGUUCAAAGUGAUUUGAUAAAUAUGUUUUACAUAGUAUCUCAAGUGGUAACUAAGUCUAUUAUAAUGUUUCUUGUAGAUGAGUAAUAUAUCAAUGCAAUAUCUUGGACAAAUAUAGCCAACGUUUAUUAAAAUUAAUUAUUAGUUUAUUCAAUUUUUGCGCCAUGAAUAAGUAAUAUUUUAAAUUAAUAAUAAUAUUAGAAAUCUUGACCAGUGAUUUAGAAAUCCAAAAUAUUCUCAGAAUUAAUUACUUUAUUUUCUUUUACAGGCCACCUCUUUUAAUUUUUUCGUGUUAGCACUACUACUAAUUGAAUUAAAAGAUGUGGUAACAUCUUAUUAUCAAUAAAGCUGUAAGAGCGUUAGGCUCUCAGUGGUACUUUGUUUUUUUUGGGAUUAUUAUUUUAAAAAUAGUUUAACUUAUAUUGCUCAUAAUAAACAAUCCGAUAAGUCUCACAUAGUCACUUGGUAGGUGAUAAGUAUUUAGUUGAUUUUUUUUUACAAAUGAUUAUUGUCGACACCAUUUUAGAAUGUAUGAAGUUAUAUUACUAUAGAUUAGCAAAAGGCAUUGUUACCCACUCUACACUACCAUAAUAUAUUGUGUUGUUUUCUUUUACUCAUUAACUAUUAUUUUGGGUUUUGUUUUUCUCAUAAUAUUUUAAAUAGCAAACGAGCUGACGGCCCACCAAAUGGAAAGCUGUAAUCGUCACCUAUACACAUGAACAGCACCAUGAACAUUAUAAAAUACUCUGUUAUUUCCAUUGGUAUUACUCAUGCGUUACAAUGAGGAGUUACUGGGUAGACAGAGAAAACUCAAGUAGGUACAUCCCUUACUUAUGAUGUGCUACUUGGUAAUUCAAUCAAAAUGAAAGCGUUUAUAAGUAAGAGGGAAUGUCAUUAUAAUAGUAUGUAAGUAUGAACUACAUCACAAUUUUAAACUUUUUUGAAUAAUAGAUUAGAAUUAGUAUUGUAUAGUAUAGGUUCAGUGUUUUAUUUACCUAUGUUGGAUCUUGAUUAUAAAUGUAUGUAUAUAUACAUAAUGAUUAUGUAUCUUUUAAAGCAUACAUAACAUUUGUAUAUAAUAUGCGAAACUAAUCCAUCACGUUAUGUUUUAAAGUCAUUGUUUGUGUAGAAAUUCUUAUAAAUUUUUUUUUUUUUUUGUUUUUAUAAAAUUAUCUUCACAUAAAUCGCUACAACAUAUCUGUCUAUAAAUUCCUAUAAAGUAGGUAUGGUCACAUGUAAUAAAAAGUAUAACACGCUAGUACUCUGUCAAAGUCAAUAUCAUUUUUUAAUUUAAAAAUGGAUAAGUGACUGUACCUAUGUACCAUCAUAUACUUACCUACAUUUACAAAUUUUAGCAAUAUCCAUUAUAGUUAUGUGCAUAUAUGAUUUUCUCAUACCUUAGGUAUGUUCUUACUAUCACGCAAUAACGGUUAGUCAUAAUGUGUAUACGAAAGUGAUACCCAAUGAUUAUUAUUUAUCAUGAAUAUUAUGAAACUAGAAUAACUUUCUUCAAGCAGUUUAUAAGUGAUGCCAACAUAAAUUCCUAUUUUUUUGUGACUAUGGUACGCUAUUACGUUAUCUAUGCUAUGUCUCUUCUACACUACGAAACAUUUAACGCACGUCGAUCUGGUAUACCCAUUAUGGCUAAGCUUUUAUGUCUGGUGAAGGAACAUUACAAAAUUCAUCCAUUUACAAACUGUAAAAAUCUGUAUUUAAUUUAAUUAUAUUAAUAUGUAAUGUUCAACUGAUUUGUUUCUUUUAGGAGUAACCAAAUCAAUUGGCCAAAGAUAAAAAUAAAAAUUCAUUAGGUACUAGUCUGUGAUGUCAAUAGAUAAUUAAAACGUAAAUGUUACACUUUGGCAGAGUUUCAUACUACUGACUUAAGUUAACAAAUAACCUAAUGGUUUUUUUUUUUCACCAGUAAUUAAAUACUAUUAUGAUACCUUAUUUAUCCCAUUAUUUGGGGUCAGCACAGUAUAUUUUCCUCUUCACACAUUUUUAACAUGGUAUAACCUGCUCGUAACUGUUAUUUCCUCGUAAAGAUCCUUGGUGUUCUACAAAGAUCCACUGAUUAAUUAUUUUUUAAAUAUCGUAGGGAUAUUCGGACUUUUUCGGUUUGUUUAAUUGUAGGUAAACUUUUUGAUCACACCUGUAUCAGAUUAAAAUCUGCCUAGGCUUUAAUCUGAGUCAAACUAUCAUAAUUGGUUUUUAUGUUUCUUCAAAUCUCAACCUUAUAUCUUUUCUCUAGUCGAAGUCCCUUUUCACUAUCUUUAUGAAGAUUUGUAAAAUUUACUAUUGGCUAGUAUUCUUCACUAACGAUACAAUCCCACUGGCUUCAAAAAUAUCGAAUAGCAGUUUGUAAAAUGAUGACGUCGUUUAUAUACGUAAAUCGUUUACCACAUUGUAAGUAUAAAUUGUCUACAUUAAUAUGGUACGCCUCUCCAAAAUCCAAAUAAUUAAAAAUGUGUAAGCAAAAAUAUUUAAAAGAUUUCGACUCUAGUCGGACCGCUACUCAAAACGUUUUCUCACAAACAAACACCACGUCAGUAUAUGGUCACACACAUUGAAAUGUAAAGUUGAAGGGGCGUGCCAUGUUAACUUAAACAAUCUAUACGAGUAUCUACCUAAAACUUAUGUUAAUAUUUGUGUACAUGACUAUAGGUGUAGCAUAACUAUUAUUGUCAAAGUUAAUAUUUACUGUAUCCAUAUUUUCAUUCUAUGUAUAAGAUAAACAAGUUGUCAUUUACAAUUAGUCAUUUGUAUGAUUCCAUUUUUGUAUUGUUUGUAUUAUACCUAAAUAUUUUCUAAGUCCCUUUGUAGCUGUGAAAAAAAUGUAAAUAAACUCCAUAUUAUUAUUGA
Galleria mellonella (greater wax moth) is the source of this 7359-nucleotide messenger RNA. Its product is annotated as transmembrane protein 145-like. The transcript is spliced from 7 exons. The coding region runs from base 266 to 1819 and encodes 517 amino acids. Gene Ontology annotation, biological process: G protein-coupled receptor signaling pathway; response to pheromone. Lineage: Eukaryota; Metazoa; Arthropoda; Insecta; Lepidoptera; Pyralidae. The record is from RefSeq and is a predicted model, not a curated record.